AUGGUAAAGCGCGUCCCCGCAACCAGUGCGGAAUUCCUGCAAGCUUCGUCCACAUCUCUCUCUACGUCCGUACCAUCAAUUCUUGAAACAAAUGGACCCGCAAGUAUAUCAGCAGUAUGGUCGUAUUUUGAGAAGGAUCAGUCUGGUAACUCGAUUUGUAAAUUCUGUGAACGUGUGAUCAAGGGCCACCACUCGUCCAAUCUAUUAUCACAUCUUCGUACUGCUGGACGUACAGAUGCUACACAUCAACAGGCGAAUAAUGUGUGUGAGGAGAAUCGUGAGGCUAAACGCCAUCUUAAGCGUCAGAAGAUUGGGCUACAAAGUGGCCAAUCGGGCACCGAGUUUGGAGCUGGAGCCAUGUAUUCGUCGCCCACUACAUCACAAGCUCUAGUCGCUGCUGUAGCUGCUGCUGGUGGUUCAUCGGGGAUUCUUGGAGCUGUGCUGAAAAGAGAUCCAGCUGCAGCUUUCUACACGUACACACCAGGAUUAGCGAUGAACAAGGAACAGAGCUCAAUCUACGGUAUUCAACCGUUACCGGUGAAUACUGAACAGUUUACUCAAGACUUGGCUCUUAUGGCCUUGAUGGAUAAUUUGCCAUUGGGGUUUGCAACCAAGUCAGGAAUUCACUAUGUGAUGAACCAGUUGUUGGGGGAGAAGAAAUUGCCGAUGCCAAGUGAAGAAGUGCUGGCUAAAAGUAUAUUGUUGUUGCAGGAUAGUGUCUUUCUCACUACAAAGAUGGUGCUAGCCAGAGCCAAGAGUGUUUCUGUGUCGAUGGAGCUCUGGAAGCACCCGGCGUCGACGACAGAUAAGCCAAAAACACAGUAUCUUGCUGUAAAAAUUCACUUUAGCGUCAACUUUCGGCUGUUCAAUAUUGCAAUUGGAGCUGUGCCACUGGAGGAACCGGCUACAUUAGAGACUAUCAAGGAUGUUCUUGAAUCUUACAUGGUACGACUUGGCAUCAAGGAUAAGAUUAUCGCAUGUAUUAAGGAUGAACUCCCGGCAAAGGUCGAGCUGACGGCAUCUGACCUUCCAUCGCACUUCUUGCCUAUUAACUUCGACGGUCGAUUGGUUUUGCCUGAUGCAGCGCAACGCACGCUCCUUCUAACUUCUGCGGUGCAGCACCUGCGUGUCUGCUUGACCCAAGAUAUAUUUGCUAGGGCAUUCCCGGAUGUGGUGGGUCAAAUUGAGGAGUUUGUAGCUCGCUUAGCAAAGAAUGAGAGGGCGAUGCUAUCUCUAAGCCGUAAAUGCCCACUAUUUGACGUUAAACUUUUCUUGGAAGGAUAUGAAGCAAUGUCCUACUACGAAUUCCUUCGCAUCUUUUUCGAGCACCUUUCGACGCUGGAGCAGAUAGCAAAUGCAAACCUGGUGAAGUAUCUCCCGGUAUCAACUGUGGAAUUCAUCAGCUUGCUUGUAAAGAAGUUGCGUCCAUUUUCCCGGUACUCAGAGGCGCUUGAGGGAGAAAAAAGCAAAAAAACAGGCAGCGACAAGGAAGUGAAUAAGAGCGGCAUUUCAAGCAUUUCAACUAUUGCCGCAGCUUUGGUGACGUAUGCAGAGAAACAAGCGCUGUCGGUAGCUGAGAGUGUGCCUGCCCACUUGUGGCCAGCAAUGUGGAAAAGUUUUUUCGAGGCACUUGCAAGGAAGUUGCGUGAUCAAUUUGCAAUGCUACCGCCAGUCUGCUACGCAGCAACGCUUUUUGAUCCACGAUAUAAAAAUCGUGAGUAUUGCUAUUUUUCUCCCAAGAUUGAUUGCGGUGCUGGCAAGGAGUUCCUCCGCCAAAUGUUUACGCGUGAAAGUGCCUUAAUGCAGUCAUCAAAUGCUUCUAGCUCCACUGGACUAUCAUACUCUGGCGCAGACGCCGUUGCUACGACUGCAGCAUCUACUUACGUAGAAAUGACGAAGGAGCCGGCUAGCCCAGCGGGCAACAAUGUUGAACUCGGUGAAGAUGAAGAUGAUGACCUGCUCUCGCACUUGCCGUCUGAAUCGUCAACGUCAUCUGUUCAUGGCGAUAGUGAGAUGAUUGCGACGUGGGAAAAGGAGCUGAGUGCAUUCUUGAGUCUUCCGGUGUCGGAACGCAACGUGGAUCCAUUGGCAUGGUGGAAAACCAAUCAGCUGCGCUUUCCGUUGAUUGCACCUUAUGCUGAAAUAGUUCUCUCGCUACCGGCAGCUUCUUCAAGUGGCGAGACUGUCCAACACAACGUGUACAGUGUGCUUUUACGCACAGAAGGGCCUGGGCGCGAGGCUUCACUAGCUGACAAUCCGACCCUGGUAGAGGCUUUUCUGUGCUUUCAGAAAAACAAAGAGUAUGCACUAGAGUGGUUUCGUUCGGGAUCAAGUGCAAACGGUAUCGCAGAGGCUGCAGGGCUGAGCGCUGAUCUAGAUACCGCUUCUGUGAGUUUCAAGCAUAUUGAGAACGUGUGA
This is a messenger RNA of Peronospora belbahrii, 2418 nucleotides long. NCBI's taxonomy places the organism in Eukaryota, Oomycota, Peronosporomycetes, Peronosporales, Peronosporaceae. The record is from the annotation of a GenBank genome assembly.